This is a messenger RNA of Microthlaspi erraticum, 744 nucleotides long. NCBI's taxonomy places the organism in Eukaryota, Viridiplantae, Streptophyta, Magnoliopsida, Brassicales, Brassicaceae. The record is from the annotation of a GenBank genome assembly.
AUGAUGAAAGCAAAACAACUGCUUGUGGUCGGGUUUUUGUUUCCACUGCUUCUUUUUAUCAUUCACACCACAAAGUCCGUUUCAGCUCACAAAGACAACGCAGUGGCUGUAACCAUAGAGGAUCAAAAGCAAACAAACAGAGGAAGACGAAGUGGUGGCGGUCAGAAUCGUGGACGCAGAAGCUGCGAUCCUCUCUAUCAAUACUUAUUCGGAACAUGUGGUCGCUGGCCUUUUCCUAUCACACCUUCGCCUGAUAAUCCUUUUCUCCCUUUCCGACCACCGCGUCCACCACCACGUCCGAGACCGCGUCCAAGACCAUCUCCACCACCGUUGGUCCCUUCUCCACCACCUCCGCGUCCAAGACCAAAUCCACCGCCGCUUGUUCCAUCGCCACCACCACCUCCGCUGGUUCCGUCUCCACCUCCACCUCCGCCUGCGCCGCUCGUUCCUUCACCACCUCCUCCUUCUCCACCACCGUUUUUCUCGUUCCCUUCACCACCACCGCCAGUGAUGGUGUUUCCGCCUCCUUUAGUGCUGUCUCCUCCACCACAGCAACCAGGCUUGGAUCCGACGUUACAGCCUCCGCCUUUCUGGCUUCCGCCCGCACCUCCUCAAGACGAUUUUCCGCCGAUGUUCUCUCUUCCACCGCCGUUGGAAGAUUUUCCACCAAUGCCACCAAUAACUUGGCUCCCUCCUCCGGAUGUUCCGGCCCAGUCCUCUAUUCCCCAGUUGACGCCGCCUUGA